AUGAAGUUCUUACAUCUUACUAGCAUUAUUGUGCUGCUAAGUCAAGCAACAUCAAUUUCUACUGCCAUACUGUUCCCAAGGUCAUCCUCAUCUAGUUCAAUGAGGCUUGCAAACCCAAUGCAAGACAUCUAUACAGCUAUCAAGAGAUAUGAAAAUAACAAAGAGGAAUGGAAAUCUCCAGAUUCAAUAGCUAGAAUGAGAGCUAGUGCUUUUGGCUUCAAAUUCCUAAUUCCCUUUCAUAUGGAUCAAACGUGGAAUCAGAACUGUCACGAAAAUUAUAUUACCUCGGGCCCAGACGGAAAACUUAACUACUGGGUUGUUAUUUCAGAUUAUGGGGCUUUAGUCCGUUCAGGACCGGUGAAUGUACCACAAUAA
Blumeria graminis f. sp. triticale is the source of this 375-nucleotide messenger RNA. The record is from the annotation of a GenBank genome assembly. NCBI's taxonomy places the organism in Eukaryota, Fungi, Ascomycota, Leotiomycetes, Helotiales, Erysiphaceae.